AUGAAGCACCUGGGGGUACGACUGGAUCCCGGCAUGACGUUCAACGCGCACUUCGCCUCCAUGGAGGCUAGGCUAGGGGGUGUCACGAGGACGCUGGCGAGGCUGAUGCCAAACCUGAGGGGGCCAUCCGAAUUUAGGCGCAGGCUAUACGCUGAAACACUAUUCGCGGUGAUAAUGUACGGCGCUCCGGUGUGGGGGGAUGUGGCGAGGUCCUCAAAAGUGCGUGAACUGCGGUCGACCAGGACGUGGUCCCCGAGCAUGGUCAAAACGAUUAGGGAGGAGGAACUGCGCGUAGCCCGCGGGCAAUGGAGGGUGCACCUCGGAAACGCGGGGCUCCCCAGCGAGAGGCUGAGGUUAUCUAUCCUAGCGAACUUGACGGGAUGGUUCGACAGGGCACACGGAAGCAUGACUCUCUGCGUGACCCAAGUCCUGACAGGCCACAGGUACUUCGCAGAUUUCCUAUACAGAAUAGGGAAGACGGAGAGGCCGACUUGCUGGUACUGCCGGCUGGAGGAAGACACGGCGAGCCACACGGUGGAGGCGUGCCCCGCGUGGAAAGAUGAGAGGGAUGCCCUAUAG
Neodiprion fabricii is the source of this 579-nucleotide messenger RNA. RefSeq lists its product as uncharacterized. Bases 1 to 579 code for a protein of 192 amino acids. The transcript has 2 exons. The record is from RefSeq and is a predicted model, not a curated record. Lineage: Eukaryota; Metazoa; Arthropoda; Insecta; Hymenoptera; Diprionidae.